AUGUAUCUAUUUCAAUAUAGAGAAGCAGGAAUGAGUAAACCAUCGAUUCAUUGUUAUACAGCAACAAAUUGGAUUGAUUGUGCUAAAGAAUUAAUUGCAACAACAGUUCCAACUUCAACUGAUCAAUCAUUGAGAAUAAUAAAUGCAAUGACAAAUGCAAAUAUUGCACAAGAUUUACAAUAUCAAAUUCAAUAUUCAAUAAAUCAAUCGCAACCAACAACUUCAACAUCAACUUAUAUUUAUGGAUUGAGCCAAGGAAGUGGCAUUAUAGAAACUUAUCUAACGAUUCAAUCAAUUAAUUCUCAAAUUCAAAUCAUCGAUGGAAUUAUUCUUGAUGGAGUUAUGUCAAUAAAAGAUUCUGAUGUAUUUCAAAAUCAAAUUAAAAAUUUAAAUCAUCGAUUUUAUUUAUAUUUAUCAAAAUGUCAACAAGAUCAAUUAUGUUCAAAAGCAUUUAGUCUUGUCAUUGGAAGUAAUCAAGAUAUAAUCAGUGUAACAUUAACAUUACAAACACUUUUUCAGACAAAUCUAACAAAUGCUCUUUGUACGACUAACUUAGGAUUAAAUAAUUGGGAUUUAUUUAUUCUUAUUGCAAAUCAAGCAAUAGAAAUGAUUACUACUCGUCCAUUACCAGCUAUUUUAAUUGCUCGUCUCUAUCGUUGUUCAAGUGAAGAUCAAUAA
Molecule: messenger RNA, 678 nt
Organism: Rotaria sordida
Lineage: Eukaryota; Metazoa; Rotifera; Eurotatoria; Philodinida; Philodinidae
Source: the annotation of a GenBank genome assembly